AUCUAAGAGAGAGCUCUGAAAAAGUGAUCAGGCUUUGAAACCCGAUUUGUCACUAAACCGAAAUUGUCCCAAAUCUUAUCACCAUCAUAGUAAUGUGACGAAAUUCCCAGUCAUGGAGUCGAAUGCCCCAACCCAGGCCGAGGACUCCGCGGAUGUUGGUCAAAAUCAACCCAAUACCAUUGUUAUCCAGCUGGUGCCAAUACCAUUUAACGGUGAAAGGCAGGACGGGCCAUUCUGCGUCCAGGCGAUACCACUUUACUUUGGACCCACGGACCCCCAAGCCGGACCGCCUCAAAGAGCUGUUCCGGAUAGGAGCAGAAUGCGACCGGAUAUGGGUGGUCCUCCCAAGCAGAUGAGUGUUCCAAACCCUAACAGAAAUCCUAGAAACUUCUGUAACCUGUGUCGUGGUCAGAACUAUUCCCAGGCUCAAGGGGCUCCAUUUAUCCCACCGAGGAGCUAUCCGAUGGCGCCAGGUCCUCCACCGGGCGUCAGGCGUUACCCAACCGAUGACGGCUACAACGAAUCCCGAUACUGUAGGAAUACCCCAUGUUGCUGCUCCUGUCACCGCAAUUUUGUUCCGCCUCAGGAGCUAUUCGAGGAGCAGAUGGAUACUCUCAAAAAUAAUCAGCGCGAACGGACACCAGUGGUUGAGCCUGGGGACGAAGGAUACCGGGAUCAGAGUACCAAUACCACAGAAGCUGCUGCAGCGGCCAAUGUACUAGGUAGCCUGGAAGCCCUGAAGGUCAUAUGCGAAUCGUUGGGAAAGGCAAUGGUGGCGGCGACAGCGGUAGCCGUGGGAGCAGCUCAGAAACAGGCGAUUGCCCAAGUUAAGAGCGAGUUUCCAUAAAAAACUAAUACAUGACUAUAUUCCUCCCGAUCCUGGCGACACGGAGUCUAUUGAUAUUCCUGAACCUGAUGUUGUAAGGACUAUUGACGAUGAAAAAUUUAUAAAGAUUGAGGACCAAGAUGAUACUGAUUCCAUCUCGGAAAAAAAGAAUCCAAAUGAUAUACUGAGAAAAAUAAAUAGUGAGGAUGAGGAUGUUGGCGAGGAGACUAGUUCGAUUCGUUAUUUGGAUAUCCCUGUUGUUGAGGAACGACCAGUAGACGCUGAGGUGGUGUCAUUGGUCUCUCGCGAGUUUCCCAAAACCCCACGUCCAACUUAUUUAUUUAAUAAUACAGAUGAUAUAGAAUCUGAGCCCAAUUCCCCAACUUCCAGUCCAACUCAAAAUGAAAAUGAAGACAACAAUGCAGUUACCGAAGUAUCUCCAUCGAAUCCGGACCAAAAUGACUCGCCUCCUGUGGAAAAAAAACCUCCAGAGCUAUCGGAAGCUGAAAAUCGUGCUCAUCCCUUAAGUAUAUCAGUGAUUAUGGAUGACACGGAUAAAAAUGAGACUCCCCAGCACCUGUCCCUUGCCAAUGAUUCUCAUUCGGAUCAAGUCAAGACAAAAUUAUAUCCAAUUAACCGCUCCCGUGAGAGUUCCAUGGAGCACUUCGCAGAUCCAUCGGAAUCGGAACGAAGUGUUCAGGUUGAACGAAUCGAACCCCUUAAGAUACAUUUAACGGAGAGUACCGUAUCAUUAUUCCCCAAAAUUCCACUAGAUGAAUCAGUUCCAGACAGGCCCCAGGAUAAUGAAGAAAAUUCUCGAAUUGCCUCGGGAUCAUCGACCGUCCAGAACAGGAGAAGCAAAAUAGAUAACUCAAUUCCACAUCCUGGAGAUCCACAUGGAAAAGCCUCCCCGGACAAAGUACCUUCCGCAAAAUCUCCUGCAUUACAUUCGAGCCUUAAGAGUUCGUCCUCAAAAAAGUCUCCUAAGAAGUCCGUGUCAUUUGCCAAUACCUGUGCCGAUAAUCCAUCUUCGACGGGGAAACAAAAAUAUUCUAAACAUCUGCCCCAGUCAGAAAUAGAAUGUGCGCCAAGCCAAGCCGAGAUGAAUCCCAAAGCCCGGAACCCACCAUCUAUAUCAAGUAAUGCCAUAAAGAGGAGACCGUUCAAUGAUAGGCAUUUUUCCAGUAAAGCAAAAAGGAAAGCCGGCACAAUCGGACCACCUACAUACCGUUGUACGGGUCCUGUUUCAUGGGUCAAUAGUCCUGCCGAAUUCCCGACAUCCCAAACCAGCUGUCACACAUUCCAAUAUACUCAAGUCAAUAGUACCAAGCAACCCAUCCCCGAAGGCCAAACUUAUGCCGUCCAAUAUCAGUUCAAUUCUGUCGAUCAAAAUUUGUAGUUUAUGCGGAAAUAUUUUAAUAGUCUAGAUAAAUCGGUUUAAAAUACACUACAACAAAUGAAAACGAACAUAAAACUGGCUUCAAUAAAUCGUCUAUCUAUA
Messenger RNA from Drosophila ananassae, 2327 nucleotides. RefSeq lists its product as uncharacterized. Bases 113 to 847 code for a protein of 244 amino acids. The record is from RefSeq and is a predicted model, not a curated record. Lineage: Eukaryota; Metazoa; Arthropoda; Insecta; Diptera; Drosophilidae. The transcript has 2 exons.